Molecule: messenger RNA, 795 nt
Organism: Fusarium keratoplasticum
Lineage: Eukaryota; Fungi; Ascomycota; Sordariomycetes; Hypocreales; Nectriaceae
Product: AB hydrolase-1 domain-containing protein
Exons: 2
Coding region: 1-795 (264 amino acids)
Source: RefSeq, a predicted model, not a curated record
AUGCCUCGACCCUCAUUGCUCAUCGUUCCCGGGGCUUCCGGCCUCCCCGAAUUUUAUGACCCAUUCGUCGAAGCCGUCACAGCAAGAGGCUACGAUAUUAAAGCGUUGCAUAUACCCAGUGUCGGCCUUGUGACUGGUGCUAGGGAGGGGCCGCUGCCAACCAUGUACGACGACGCAGAAUUCAUUGCAAAGCACGUCCGCGAGCUUGCUGACCGCGGCAACGACGUGAUUCUCAUCACCCACUCCUACGGCGGUACGCCAGCUACGGAGAGUGUAAAGGGACUAACCAAGAAAAAGAGACAGAAGCAGGGUCUUAAGGGUGGAAUCAUUGGGAUCGCCUACAUGACAUCUCUCGUGCCCAACGUCGGGGGGUCAGCUGGAACUGUUAAGGCAGCCUUUCCAUCAGAGGAAAAGGUUCCCAUGGCAAUAGAUGAAAACGGCUGGUUCUACUACCCAGACAUCCCAAGGGUCGCUGAGCUGUCGUUCUCGAAUAUGCCCAAGAAUAAAGGCGAAUUCUGGGCGGCAAAGCUAGCAAAGCAUUCAUCCAUCAGCUUUGCCAAUCCGCUGACAUAUGCUGGUUUCAAGGAUGUUCCAGUGUCUUAUCUUCUCUGCGAAAACGACAGGGCAAUCGCGCCCCAGGUUCAGAAAGCUGGCAUUGAUAUGAUUGAGAAGGAGAGCGGUAACAAGAUUGAUGUUACAAGCAUUCCUGGUGACCAUGUUGCGCCUUUGAGCUCUAAGACCGAGGUUGUCGAAUGGAUUGUUGGUGUGGCUGAACGCAUGAGUAGUCUGUCUUGA